AUGAAUUUGACGAAAAGGGCCUGCUGUCAAUUGGUUUUUAUUUUGAAUAAUACAGAGAAGGUGGGUUCAAGGAGUCGAGCCUUGAGAGCCUAUUAUGACAAGCAGCCGCGCCUAUAGAACCUAAUAGCCUAGGGCUCGCGCCUUGAGAGCCUAGGUUUCAAGCAUCCGCGCCUAUAGAACCUAAUUGUCCAGGGCUCGCGUCUAGAGAUUCACUCUGUCAAGCAGCCGAGCCUUGAGAGCCUAGUUCUCAAGCAGCCGUGCCUAAACAGCCUAGUUUACAAGCAACCGCGCCUAUAGAACCUAAUUGUCUAGAAGCCGCAUCUAGAGAUACCCUAUGGCAAGCAGCCGAGCCUUAAGAGCCUAGUUGUCAAGGAGCCGUGCUUAUAGAACCUUAUUGUCUAGGACCCGCGCCUUGAGAGCCUAUAUUUUACAAGCAGGCGUGCCUUGAGAGCCUAGUUCUAAAGUAGCCGAGCCUUGAGAGCCUAGUUGUCAAGGAGCCGCGCCUAUAGAACCUGAUUGUCUAAGGCUCGCGCCUAGAGAUUCACUCUGACAAGCAGUCGCGCCUUGAGAGCCUAGUCCUCAAGCAGCGGAGCCUUGAGAGCUAUUGUGACAAGCAGCCGCGCCUAUAUAACCUAAUAGCCUAGGGCUCGCGCCUAGAGAGCUUCUAUGUCAAGUAGCCGCGCCUAUAGAACAUAAUUGUCAAGGAGCCGCGCCUAGACAUCCUAGUCUCCAAGUAGCCUCUCCUUAAAGGUGUCCUAAGCCAUGUAUUUUUUUUUGCGAAAAAAAACUCAAAAAGAUAUAUUUUUUGCCCGGGGGCGUGAAAAACAACAACAAAUGUGUGAAAAUCAACAAAAACAAAAUUUUUUUCGAUUUUUUUGCAGAUUCCACCGUGUACACCUUCAAUGUUUCCGCCAACAAGUAGUUCGGUAAGUUUUUUUAAAAAAUUUUUGCCGCCAAAAAAUUCUACAGUAACCCAGGAUUACUGUAGCUUGAAAAUUGAUUCCAAAUUUUCUUUUCCUUCAUUUGUUGGCCCCAAAAAAAGCUACAGUAACCCAAAUUCUUCCAGAAACCGCCCGUUUAUUUGAUGGAACCAGUUGCUGAAAAAGAAGAUCACCUAACUUUUUUCCUCGGAAUUUUUGCAUUGAUGUUAAUCGCAAUUGGAUGCUCUUUAGCCUUGAGUAAAAUUACCAAACCAAAGUGGGUGUUUAAUAUGAGCAAUAAGAGAAAUAUAUGUAUAACAUGAGCAAUAUCCAUAUUCAGAGUUUCAAUUGGCUACAACACAUCAACAUCAUCCUAUGAUAUUUUGAUGUGGUUGUCUAGUAAUCAACCAAAUCGAUCUUCAAUGCUUCUGAUGUUGAGAUCUAUUGCUUGUCGAGUUCCGAUGACACCCGAAAGUAGCAAUGUUUCGGUGGUUUCGUCGAAUGUUCCGUGAGUGCAACUAGACUAGAGUCUAGUUUAGUUUGGUGGCAAAAAUUCGGAAAAUUUAAAAAAAACGAAAAAAAAUUCAAAAAUUUAAAUCACGCGCGCAGGUGUCAACGCGGAGUCUCGUUGUUUUCUUUUUAUUUUUUCCCAUUUUUUUGGCGAAAAAUUGUUUUAUUUCAAUUUUUAUCUUAGAUUUAGCUUAGCUUAACUAUAGUCUAGUUUGAUGGAAAAAAUUCGGAAAAUUUCGAAAAAAAAACAAAAAAAAAUUCCAAAAUUCAAACAGAGCGCGCUUGCGUCAACGCGGAGUCUCGUUGUUGUUUUUCUUUUUCAUCCCCAGAACUUGUUUUUCCCAAAAAAAAAUAAAACAACGAGACUCCGCGUUGACGACAGGUUUGCGCGCGCUGUUUCAAUUUUUGAAUUUUUUUUCGUUUUUUCUUUUUUUUUCGGGGAAAAAUGAUGAUUUCCAAGGAAAAAAAAACAAAAAAAAUUCAAAAAUUCAAACCACGCGCGCUUGCGUCAACGCGGAGUCUCGUUGUUUUCUUCUCUUUUUUUGCAAUUUUUUCCCAUUUUUUCGGGGAAAAUGAUAAUUUUCUAGUAACCAGGAAUUUGAAUCUAGAAAACUUUUGAUCUCUGAAAAAAAUCCCUGAUCUACUUUUUGUACUUCAGACUUCUACCAUCCUAUCAACGUGCAACAACAACAUCUCCAUCCACAAAUCAACCGCCUCCCCCAUAUUCUGCACUUAUCACUUAA
This is a messenger RNA of Caenorhabditis angaria, 2173 nucleotides long. The record is from the annotation of a GenBank genome assembly. Lineage: Eukaryota; Metazoa; Nematoda; Chromadorea; Rhabditida; Rhabditidae.